Molecule: messenger RNA, 1554 nt
Organism: Adineta steineri
Lineage: Eukaryota; Metazoa; Rotifera; Eurotatoria; Adinetida; Adinetidae
Source: the annotation of a GenBank genome assembly
AUGCGUGGCGGUGGAUAUCAACAUCCACAAACAACAACAACAUCAACUGCCACUUAUAAUAUUUAUUAUGACAAUAAUCGACCAACUAAUUCUUAUCCCAUUCCUCAACCUUCUUUCGUUGAACAUCGUUCAACAAAUCCACACGGAUAUUCUCAACAUCAUUCAGGAUUUAAAAAAACUAAUAUUUCUCAAUCAGCACAAUCACGUCGUAUUAAUCCUGCAUUAACAAUAAAUCCAAAUCAAUUACCACCACGAUCACAUUAUCCUCCUCAUGGAAAACAAAAUAAUUUUGCUCGAAAAGAUACACGUGCAGAGAUCGAUGAUUCUCCAAUUAUUGAUCCAAGUGCUUUUCAAUUUUUAAAUUUAAAUGAACGACGAACAAAAAAGAAGACAGGACCAAAUGAAAUUGAAAGUGGUAUUGAUUCACGACCUAUAAUUAAUCUUGAUGCUGUUGCACAAUUAGAACGACGUCGACAGCAACAAUUGGAAAAGAAUAAUCGAUUACGUGGUGAUGAUGGAUCAAAAGGUGGAAUUGAUGAUAGAUCAAUUGUAGAUGCCAAUGCUUUCCGUUUUAUUGAAACAAGGAUGAAUAAAAAUGAAAGACCAAGUCAACGUAUUGCUAGUGGAAUUGAUGAUAGUCCGAUUGUAGAUCUCAAUGCUUUCCGUUAUAUUGAAGGAAGAACUAAUAAAAAUGACAGACAAGGUCAACAUAUACAAAGUGGGAUUGAUGAUAGACCGAUUACAAAUCCUGAUGCAUUCAAAUAUAUAGAUGGUCGACGUCAAAAAAAACUAAUCAAUCAAUUCAACGAACCAUCGAUUGAUAGUCGACCAAUUAUUAAUCCAGAUGCAUUUCGAUAUAUUGAAAAACGAGAUAUACCAACAAAGAAAACUAUUGAAAGUGGAAUUGAUAGUAAACCAAUUGUUAAUCCAAAUGCUUUUCGUUAUUUAGAAACAAAUAAUUCUUCUUCACCUCAUCGUGAUAUUUAUUCAGGUGUUGAUUCAACAUCUAUAAUUAAUCCAAAUGCUUUUCAAUAUAUUGAAAGACGAACACCAUCAAAACGUGAAGCAGCUGAAUCAUCAAUUGAUUAUCGUCCAAUUGUCAAUCCUCAAGCAUUUAAAUGGAUUGAACGAAAAGAAACAAAACGUCGUGUUGCAGAUGGACCUGAUGUUGAUGAACGUUCAUAUGUUAAUCCACAAGUAUUUCGUUAUAUUGAACGACGUGUAGAAAAGAAAAAUAAUAUUGAGGGUGGUAUCGAUGAACGAUCCUAUGUUAAUCCAGAUGCUUUUCGAUAUAUUGAAGGUUUAGAUUUUGAUUCAGGAAAUAAAUCGAUACAUUCAUCAAUAGGUCCAUCGAUUGAUACAAGAUCUUAUGUUGAUACGGAAUCAUUUCGUCAUCUUGAAGAUCGUUCUCCAAGACGAACAAAAUAUAAUCGAGAUGGUAUUGACGAUCGAUCUUUUAUACCAUCGAAUGCCUUUCGUCAUCUUGAAUUUGAUGAUCAAUAUAGUUAUCCUAAUGAAAUGAAUUGUGCAUCAUAUGGACUAACAGAUCUUUAA